This is a messenger RNA of Porites lobata, 780 nucleotides long. NCBI's taxonomy places the organism in Eukaryota, Metazoa, Cnidaria, Anthozoa, Scleractinia, Poritidae. The record is from the annotation of a GenBank genome assembly.
AUGUUGAGUAACAGUUCAAGAAGCUUAGAGAACAAUGUCUCCUGCUUUCGCUUUCCUGUAUUUCAAACGGACAACAUCCCCGAGCUUAUCGUCGGUUUUAACAGUACUGUAAAUUUCCCACUGUCAGUGUUAACAAUUGUAGGCAACACCUUGGUUUUGGUAGCCGUAUGGAGAACACCUUCUCCUUGUUCGCCCUCCAUCAUAUUACUUUGUGGUCUCGCAACGACAGACCUUGCUGUGGGCCUCUUGCUUCGGCCGUUGUUUUUGUCUAUGGAACUCACGCUCCUCUCGAAUUCGUCGGCUUAUAACUGUGUGUUAGGAAAGGCAUUCAACACUAGUUCCUAUACUGUCUGUGGAGUUUCCCUGGCGACUCUUACAGCUAUCACUAUAGACAGGCUACUAGCGCUAAAAUAUCAUAUGAGGUACAGCAGUAUCAUGACCAUACAGCGAGCAUUUUGUGUUAUCGCAAUGAACUGGUUGACAAGUAGUUUUCUGGCAAGUCCUAUACUAUGGACUUCAAAGUUAUUGUUUCUUUUUGUCAUGGCUUUAGUCGUGGCCAUUUUUCUAUGCUUUUCAACAUCCGCGUACAUAAAUAUUUCCUACAUAAUCCGUCACCACAAACGACAAAUUCUCGCACAAACAAGAGCAGUUCAAGAUAAUUCGCGCAUAAAUAUAACGCGUUUCAAGAGAACAGCAUUCAAUACAUUCUUGGUCCACUACUUUCUCCUUAUUUGCUACAUCCCCUUUUUCGUAACCUUGCUGUUGCAGGGAGACGAAUAG